UGCCAGUCCCCUUCUCCCACGUUCCGAUCUUAAGUCCUGACCUCCGGCGAAACAUCCAUGGAUGCCGACUCUCCCGAUCCCCAAACCCUAACCGUCUCCGACGACCCCCUCACCGGCCAUUUCGCAUCCUUCAACGACCUCUCUCACGAGCUCUCCUCCCUCCACGAGCUCGCCGUCCGUGGCUCCUGGCGCUCCGUCCUUGACAAGGUCGCCCGCGCCCGCUCACUCUCUCUCCUCCAGAAGCCCCACGACCACCUCACCUACCUCUCCUUCAACGUUGUCGCCCUCAUCAAGCUCCGCCGUUUCGCCGAUGCCUCGGCCGAGCUCGAUUCCCUCGACGACCUCGACGGAUCUCACUACAGGUACGAAUCUUACCCUAAUGACUACCCUAACCGGACCGGAUCCAUGGUCCCCUUCUCCCUCCGGUGGUGCUGCGCCGUUAUCCCGAUCAAAUUGGGCCGCCGACAGGACGGCCUCGACCGCCUUUACGCCCUCCUCGAUUUCGUACGGAACAAGGUGAUUGAGAAGAAGGACCGCAAGGAUUUGAGCGUCUCCGCUAGGGUUUGGAAGAAUCGAGAGCUUUUGAUGACGAAUUCGAUAAUCGGAGUCCAUUUGAGCGCCAAGGAGUUCUCAGUUUGUUUGAAUUUGAUCAAGGAAUUGCUCGAUCGCGGAUUUCUCGAUCCGAUCCUGUUGUCGAAGCUCGGGUACAUUCAGAUGCAAAUUGGCGAUCUUGAAGGCGCGAAAAGCUCGUUCAAUCGAGUCGAGGGUUUGAUGAAGAAGAAUGAUUGGGAAUUGAGCGAGAUUCAGUUGGAGAACCUGGUGAAUCGGAACAAGGCGUUGGUUUAUUUGGUCGGAAAAGACUACGUCUCGGCGGUGAGAGAGUACGAGGAGUGCAUCGAGAGGGACGGGGCCGACGUGGUGGCGAUCAACAACAAAGCCAUUUGCUUGAUGUACUUGCGGGAUUUGUCGGAUUCGAUCAAGGUUCUGGAGAAUGCGCUCGAGCGUGUUCCGACGGUGGCUUUGAACGAGACUCUUGUGGUGAACUUGUGUAGCAUGUAUGAACUGGCUUACGUGAAUCACUCCGAUAUUAAGAGGACUUUGAGUAAUUGGAUUGCCAGAGUUGCUCCUGAUGAUUUUGAUUCUUCCUGUACUCGGAUUUGAGAUAGUUUCUACUUUCUUUGAGCCAAUUCAUACUUUUUUUUUUUUUUUAAAGUUAUACAGUUGAUGCUAAUAGAUUGGUUCUUUGGGCGAGCAAUUCUUGAUGAUUUAGUUUGAGUUCAAAUCUCUGUAUCUGAAACUGUAAUAGUUGAUUGGCUUCGUUAUGAUAUUAG
This is a messenger RNA of Morus notabilis, 1331 nucleotides long. Its product is annotated as trafficking protein particle complex subunit 12. Lineage: Eukaryota; Viridiplantae; Streptophyta; Magnoliopsida; Rosales; Moraceae. The transcript has a single exon. The coding region runs from base 58 to 1161 and encodes 367 amino acids. The record is from RefSeq and is a predicted model, not a curated record. Gene Ontology annotation, molecular function: protein binding.